GUAGCUCUAUUGAUGUAUAACUUUUAACUUUAGCUGAAAAGUAAUUUUAGCUAAACUUUUUGGUUAAUAAUCAAAAUUAACCGAAAUCGUACCAUAACCGAUUAAUUAUAACCAAAGUUAGCGGUUAUGAUUAUGAUUAAUGAUAAAAACCGAACCAAACCCAUCCGUACACACCCUAAACCUAUGUGAUGUCCUCUGACUAAAAGCCUUUCAGACGCUUGAAUUGGAGGGAAAAGGGGGCAGUUUGUACCACGGAGAGAGAGAAAGAGAUGCCGGUGGCGCGACCAGAAACGUCGGAUUCCAGGAUCAUUGCUCACGUCGAUAUGGAUUGCUUCUACGUUCAAGUGGAGCAACGGAAACAACCUCAUUUGAGAGGUCAACCCACUGCUGUGGUUCAAUACAACUCUUGGAAAGGUGGGGGUCUGAUUGCUGUCGGUUACGAAGCUAGAAAAGACGGUGUUAAACGCUCAAUGAGAGGCGAUGAAGCAAAGAAAGUUUGUCCCAAAAUUCAGUUGGUCCAAGUCCCAGUGGCCCGUGGUAAAGCUGACUUGACCAUAUAUAGGAAUGCCGGUUCAGAGGUUGUUUCUAUUCUUGCAAGAAAGGGGCGAUGCGAGCGGGCGUCGAUUGAUGAGGUGUACCUUGACCUUACUGAUGCUGCUGAGACAAUGUUGAAAGAAACACCGUUAGAAAACUUGGAAAAUAUUGACGAAGAAGUUCUUAAAUCACAUGUUUUGGGGCUUAGUUUGAAUGAAAACGAUGAGAAAGAAAUUGUGAGGGAAUGGCUGACGAGAAGAGAUGCUGAUCACCGUGAUAAACUGUUAGCAUGUGGAGCUAUUAUUGUUGCUCAACUCCGGAUGCAAGUUUUACGGGAGACUGAGUUUACAUGUUCUGCAGGCAUUGCUCAUAACAAAAUGCUGGCUAAACUAGCAAGUGGUAUGAAUAAACCAGCACAACAAACUAUUGUUACUUCGGCAUCAGUAAAAGGGCUUCUUGAACCUUUGCCUAUAAAGAAAAUGAAACAGCUUGGCGGGAAGCUUGGAAGUUCCUUACAAACGGACCUCGGAGUGAAUACCGUUGGAGAUCUAUUGCAGUUUUCUGAGGAAAAACUACAAGAUAUUUACGGUUCUAAUACAGGUACGUGGCUAUGGAAUAUUGCAAGAGGUAUUAGUGGAGACGAAGUUGAGGGUCGUUUGCUUCCUAAAAGCCACGGGUCUGGGAAAACCUUUCCCGGAGUUCAAGCCCUAAAAAGUCUUGCUGCUGUUGAAAAAUGGCUCAAAGAACUAUGUGAAGAGUUAAGUGAACGAUUACAGAUCGAUCUAGAAACAAAUAAGCGAGUUGCACAUACGCUUACUCUGCAUGCUAAUGCAUACAAGUCCACAGAUACCGAUUCACACAAAAAGUUCCCUUCUAAGUCAUGCCCUUUGAGAUACGGAGCAGGGAAGAUUCUAGAAGAUUCCGUAAAUCUUUUCCAAGCUGGCUUACGUGAAUUCCUCGGGUCAUACAUGAGUCCUGUAGGUGGUGGUUGGGGAAUUACUGGUCUUUCUGUUACAGCCAGUAAAAUUGUUGCCAUACCAUCUGGAACUUCUUCAAUUACAAAAUACUUUCAUGGUCAAGAUCGGUUUCACACCUCAUCUGAACCGUCUGAUGAAAAAUUUGCACCGAAAGAUGAUAAUUUGUCGCCAUCAAGGACUGAAAGCCAUUCAGCCUCUCAUCUAACCGAAUGUGACGGGGAACGGACUCCAAUGACACAUGAUACUUUCACUUUCGAUCAACAUGAGACCGCGUGUAAAGAUGAGGCUACUGAAAGCUGUUUGACUUCACAACAUCAUGAACCACAACCAAGGGUACCGAAUACUAAUGACGGAAAGCGAACAUAUGAGCAGAAAAGGAAAGCAACAAAAGAAAAGGGAACAUCUUCCAUCUUGAGAUUUUUUCAAACCAACAGUUGCUCGUCGUCAAGUCAAGAAACAAAAUGUUUGUCGACAGGGGCACAAGAAGCAUUGGGUAUGGAGAGUGAAAUUUUGACAGAAAGUCAGAAUAAAGUAAGAACAAAUUCAUGGCGCUACAAUGUAGAUGAAAUCGACCAAUCGGUGGUUGAAGAGUUACCACCAGAAUUACAGGAAGAAUUGCGUACAUGGCUUCGGCCUCAGAAGCAAGCAAAACCGAGCACAGUGAAACGAGGUUCUAGUAUUGCUCAUUAUUUCUCCCCUAACAAAAACGAACACACGAAUCUUAAGAAAUCCUAGAAGCAUGAAGGAAAUUUGUCAGUUUUACAAUUAUGUAUUUUUUCUGUGUAAAUAUUUAUAAUGCAAGAUUUUAUAUAUCAAGGUUAUUUUCCAUCAUUA
Messenger RNA from Helianthus annuus (common sunflower), 2345 nucleotides. RefSeq names its product DNA polymerase eta. The transcript is spliced from 15 exons. The coding region runs from base 270 to 2246 and encodes 658 amino acids. Gene Ontology annotation, cellular component: nucleus; replication fork; site of double-strand break. Gene Ontology annotation, molecular function: DNA-directed DNA polymerase activity; damaged DNA binding. NCBI's taxonomy places the organism in Eukaryota, Viridiplantae, Streptophyta, Magnoliopsida, Asterales, Asteraceae. The record is from RefSeq and is a predicted model, not a curated record. Gene Ontology annotation, biological process: error-prone translesion synthesis; response to radiation.